CUGCUGUAUGAAAUUUGAAAAUUUUGAGCUCUGCCCCAAUACAUUGGGGCGCAUUUGGAUUCGGCGUUGCAAGGAAUCAGGUCCUACUGCAAUGCCAAAUCCUUGGAAAUUAAACGGACCCUGAAUUGGAAUUGUGAAAUCUCUGAUGGGUUGUCAAUAAUUUCAGCAUAUUAUUAUUGGGUAUUUGAAAUUUGGUUGAUUAGCAUGCUAAGGUUAACAAAGUUGAAAUGUUUGUUGCUUUUUGGUAAGCAUCUUCUAUGUUGUUUGUGUAUUUAUUGACAACUGAAGGACUCGACAAGUAGAGAUUAUUGUGUAAGACUGAUUUUCUUUUUCGUUUCGGUAUUGCAAUCCAAGAUACUUUCUAGUUUUUGUUGUAUUGCAUUUUGACACCAUCCAAAUGGAGCAUAUGUAUAAUGACCUGUUUAUGUAUCAUCUCUUGCUUCUUGCUUCUGAGAUGAAAUGGUUUGUAUGUUGUCGGAAACAUUAGUUUUCAGAAUGAUAGUGGGAGGCCAACUUCUCUAUUUCAUAUGUUAGCUGGGGAUGUGAACAUGAGGUCCUGUAAAUGGAUCAGGGUUCUUUACCCCACUUUUGGUCUCUUGCAGUUGUAGAUGCAAUUAGGUAAUUUGAGAUUGAGAACACAUUUUCUUUGGUUUAUUAGAGUAUAUUGAGCUACGAACAAUCCACCAGGUGGAGACAUUGUUGAGAACCAUGUUCUUAUCGUGAACCUACAGACCUUACCGAUUGUCCUGAUGUUUCGUGGAAAAGUUGUCAUGUCAUUUAUAGGGUGGUUUGAAGAAUGCGUGAGGUUAUGGCAUAUACGGACAAGUGGAGUUGGAGUUGGAGUUGGACUCUCUGCAAUCAUGUUCCCAUAACAUCAGUAUAAUGUACAUGACAACAUUCAAUAAUUUUGAGUGAAUAAGAGAAGCCAAUGUCAUACAAACAUUAUAAUACUUACCAAUUGGUCAUAAGGAAUUUUUUGUUUGUGAAAAAUGUUGAAAAAACAAAUGAGGUGGGAUAGUCACAUUGGAGUCCUUGUACUGUCGCUAACAACUAACAGGACGGGCAAGUAUUCUGGUUGGUUUCGAUAGUUGAUAUUGAAUAGGCAAAUGUCACAUUCUUUGAGUUUGGCCACUACAGGCCUUUACAAAUUUGGAUUGAGUCCUCAAACCAGAGUUUCUACCGGGAAAUAUGGAGUCUCUACUCUGAGAUCCUCACCUGGGUUUUUUCGUGUCCGAGCUGUUCAAGAGGGUGGAGGGUCUCGAAGACUAGUUGAUAUCAUCAGAACUGUGCCAGAACUCUCGAGGAACUAUUUUAGAAGUCCAUCUCGCAGGGCUCUCUUCGGUGGAAUCUCUUUGUUGGGUGGCUUUUAUGUGGCACAAACGAUAUCUUUGUCAUUUGGAGCCUUAGGAGUCAACGAUGUUAUUGCUGCAGUAGUGUGUGUUCUCUUGACAGAGUAUGUGACAAAAUUUUAUUACAGCCGACCAAAAGUAACAUUCCCCAUCGCUCUUCUCAACAAUUUCAAAAUGGGAUUCACUUAUGGUCUGUUCAUCGAUGCGUUUAAGCUAGCCAGUUAAUGGCAUAUUGGAAACAAUUAAAGUAAUUUGUCGUCGUGAUGAAGCCCUUUUGAUUUGGCCUAUGUAAAGUUCUCUGUGUUUGAUAGUGGUAUAGAGUAAAAGAUAAAUUUCCCAGUUUA
Molecule: messenger RNA, 1693 nt
Organism: Pyrus x bretschneideri (Chinese white pear)
Lineage: Eukaryota; Viridiplantae; Streptophyta; Magnoliopsida; Rosales; Rosaceae
Product: ycf20-like protein
Exons: 2
Coding region: 1107-1574 (155 amino acids)
Source: RefSeq, a predicted model, not a curated record